Molecule: messenger RNA, 852 nt
Organism: Gossypium raimondii (Peruvian cotton)
Lineage: Eukaryota; Viridiplantae; Streptophyta; Magnoliopsida; Malvales; Malvaceae
Product: transcription factor KUA1-like
Exons: 3
Coding region: 1-747 (248 amino acids)
Biological process (GO): response to auxin; response to ethylene; response to gibberellin
Molecular function (GO): DNA binding
Source: RefSeq, a predicted model, not a curated record
AUGGUGAAAGGAAGAGGGAGAAGGUGUAGCUAUUGUGGACAUAAUGGCCAUAAUUCGAGAACUUGUAAUGGGAAGGGAGAUUAUGUUAAACUUUUUGGUGUUAAUAUAGCUGCUAUGGGAGAAAGUUUUAGUCAUAACAAUGGUGCUCAACCACAGAUUCAUUCUAAGAAACACAAUGCAGCCCAUAAAUUUAAAAGAGAUUAUGGUGUAUUAUAUGUGCAGUCGUCAACUUUUGAUUAUGAAACAGGGAAUCCAUGGACAGAAGAGGAGCAUAGAAUGUUUUUGGAAGGUUUGAGAAAGUUGGGAAAAGGUAACUGGAAAGGAAUUUCAGAGAAUUAUGUAACCAGUAGGACCCCAAUUCAAGUUGCAAGCCAUGCCCAAAAAUAUUUUCUCAGGCUGCAGCAUGCCAGUAACAAUAAGGAGAAACGCAGACCUGAUUUUCCAACCUAUCAGUCAAGGAUUCAACCCAUGGCAGAAGAAGUAACUCCAAAUGUGAUGCAAUCUCUGCCAUUUCUGCAUACAAUGAAUUAUGCUGGACCGCGCCAUGGUUACAUCGGUAAAGCCCAUGUAGCCGUCUGUGCGCCAGCUGAUCACCCUUCGCCGAGGUUAGUUCAGGACAACAUGUUUCGAGCAGGCCCUGGUGCUUCAUCAACAGAAAAAGAUCUUUUGGAGCUCAAGAUUGCUCCCCCUCAAUCAUCAAAUAGCACAACUCUACAAUCUCAGCCGUUCAUUAGGGUAAUUAAUUAGAACAAAGUUGCAAUGUCGAGUUUAAGACAAUAGUUGAGACAACAUUGAGCAAUAAGGAAUGUGUUUCUAUGGCUACUCCCAUGUAAUCGUCAAAAGCGAGAAACA